Molecule: messenger RNA, 1372 nt
Organism: Achroia grisella
Lineage: Eukaryota; Metazoa; Arthropoda; Insecta; Lepidoptera; Pyralidae
Product: sodium/potassium-transporting ATPase subunit beta-2-like
Exons: 7
Coding region: 23-973 (316 amino acids)
Biological process (GO): intracellular sodium ion homeostasis; sodium ion export across plasma membrane; potassium ion import across plasma membrane
Cellular component (GO): sodium:potassium-exchanging ATPase complex
Molecular function (GO): ATPase activator activity
Source: RefSeq, a predicted model, not a curated record
UUGCGGCGGUGGAUCUGUCACGAUGGGCGCGGAUAAGCCAAACGGCGUGGCAAACUACUGCCGGCGCCCUCCACAGAGACCCUUCCUUCAGCAAAUACAAUACGCGAUAUGGAAUCCAGAGGAGAGAACAUUCCUGGGCCGCACAGGGAAAAGAUGGGGAGUCAUCGGGCUGAUCUAUCUGGUGAUGUACAUCUGCAUCAUUAUUUUCUUCUCCAUCUGCAUGUGUGGUCUCCUGGCCACCAUGGAUGAACGGAUUCCGUACUUCACGCUAGCUGACUCUAUUAUAGGUGACAAUCCUGGCAUGGGACACAGACCGCUGGUGUUCGAGGAGGGCGCUCUGAUCUGGUAUAAGGCAGACAACGCCACGCAAGUCAAGAAAUAUGUGGACAAUAUCAACGCUUUUCUAGCACCUUAUGAGAACAAGUCCUUGUUAAUCAACGGGGGUGUGAACCAGCGCGAGUGUGGUGAGGUGAAGCCCCCAAGAAAAGAAGUGUGCGCGUUCAACACCUCGCUGUUGGGGCCCUGCUCCAAGGAGAACAAUUAUGGAUACUCCACCAAGACGCCGUGUAUCAUCAUCAAGUUGAAUAGGUUAUUCGACUGGAACCCGGACUACUACGAUGACCCUGGGGACCUGCCUCCUAACAUACCUCCAGAUAUCACGGCGUACAUCAACUCUACCACCACAGUACAGCAACGUCGUAAAGUGUGGGUGUCGUGCAUGGGCGAGCGUCCGGCUGACAUUGACGCUUUGGGUCCUUUGAAGUACUGGCCUUACCCUGGCCUGCCAGAGACAUUCUUCCCAUACGACAACACGCCAGGUUACCUCAGUCCCCUGGUGGCAGUGCAGCUUCUCAAACCAACUUUGCACCAGAUUAUAAACAUUCGAUGCCGCGCCUGGGCCCGCAACGUUAAAUACACGGAGAGUUUGAAGGAGAGGCUGGGCUCCACACAUCUCGAGAUUAUGAUCGACUGAUGGGACCAAAUGAUGACACAUAUCUUAUUAGUUUAAACUUUCUAUGUGAUUAUUAGUCAAAUUUUUUUAUAGGUUAUUAAUUAUACACUAAAGAUCUUGCCCAGUGGCGUGCCUUGGGAGAGGCGUACGUCCAGCAGUAGAAUAGAAUAGAAUAGAAAUCAUUUAUUCAAAUAAACUUAAUUUAAGCAGUUUUGAAUAGUCAACAUUUUUUUAAAUCUACCGCUUAUUCGAAAAACUGUCUCAUCACAAGAAGAAUAAGCAAGAAACUUGUGUGUUGCUCUUUUAAACAAUCCUUGUAAGUUCACAUUUUACAAGUCGAAACGUGUGAAUACGAACUACCGACCAGCACUAAUUUAUUUAGGCUCAAAUAUGUGUACUGCAAUGGGCUGAUGAUGAUGA